AUGCUGUCCAAGUCUUUCUCCCUUCUCGCCUUUGGCGCUCUGGCAUACGCCCAGGAGCAGGUCCAAGAGGGUGCUCCUGCGCCGGUCGUCCUCGCGACCGCAAAGUCUGGUGUCAUUCCCGCCACUCCAACCGCCACUCCAUUCACUGGCGUCGACACAAUCCAGGGAGCCAUCGUCUCUCCCCUUCCGCCUGCGCCUGGCUACCUCCCAGGUGAGACUGGUGGUCUCGAGGGUACUGCAACCGCGUCUUCCAACCAGCCCUCAGCCACCUACCGCGCCACCAUGCCAGAGGUGCAAUACAACCCCUUCGUGGGCAGCACCAUCUCCGGUUCCAUCCAAGCUGUGGGUGGUGCAGGUGGUGUCAACUUCACCGUCGACCUGACCAACCUACCCGACCAAGCGCAAUUCGGCCCAUUCGCCUGGCACAUCCACGCCAUGCCCGUCCCCUCCGACGGAAACUGCACAGCAACUAUGGGCCACUUGGACCCUACAAACCGUGGCGAGCUCGUCAUGUGCGACUCCGCGCAGCCUGAGACGUGCCAGGUUGGUGACUUGGCUGGAAAGCACGGCGGCAAGAUCAUGACGGAAGGAAGUUUCACUACUAGCUUUGUCGACCCGUACCUCAGUGUUGAGCAGGGCAGUGCUGGAUUCUUCGGUGGAUUGGCGUUUGUCUUGCACACUGGCAACACUACGAGGAUUACUUGCGCGAACUUUGAGAUGGUCGGUGGCAACGGUACUUCUCCCAAUGGCACCAUGGCCAUGCCCAGCCCCACUAGCAGCGACCCAGCUGAGUACACUGGUGCUGCUACCAAGCUUGGUGGAGGUGCUGCUGCUCUUGCGGCCGGUGUCUUUGCCGCGAUGAUGCUGUAG
Molecule: messenger RNA, 870 nt
Organism: Alternaria metachromatica
Lineage: Eukaryota; Fungi; Ascomycota; Dothideomycetes; Pleosporales; Pleosporaceae
Exons: 1
Coding region: 1-870 (289 amino acids)
Biological process (GO): superoxide metabolic process
Molecular function (GO): metal ion binding
Source: RefSeq, a predicted model, not a curated record